Penicillium pulvis is the source of this 2058-nucleotide messenger RNA. RefSeq names its product Zn(II)2Cys6 transcription factor. The coding region runs from base 1 to 2058 and encodes 685 amino acids. Gene Ontology annotation, molecular function: DNA-binding transcription factor activity, RNA polymerase II-specific; zinc ion binding; RNA polymerase II cis-regulatory region sequence-specific DNA binding. The transcript is spliced from 9 exons. Gene Ontology annotation, cellular component: nucleus. Gene Ontology annotation, biological process: DNA-templated transcription; positive regulation of transcription from RNA polymerase II promoter by galactose. NCBI's taxonomy places the organism in Eukaryota, Fungi, Ascomycota, Eurotiomycetes, Eurotiales, Aspergillaceae. The record is from RefSeq and is a predicted model, not a curated record.
AUGCAGGCCAUCCAAAAUUCGCCCGUGGAUGAAUCCGCACCUAAGCGGGCCAAACGGCCUCGGGCUGCGCAGGCCUGCGACCGGUGCAGGACCAAGAAGUAUAAGUGCGACGAGCAGUAUCCAUGCUCGCAUUGCCGAAAGAGUCACCUAGAUUGUGUAUACCAGGGGAAUUAUAGGGAGCGUGAAAGCAACCGGUCGGCAAGUUAUGUCACCGAUCUCGAGAAGAAAGUAGAGGAGUUGGCCUCUAAGCUACGCGCGGCUGAGGCACAGAUCACAACUUCGCCACUUCCUCCAAAUGGGCCGAUCGCUCACAGUGUAGUCCCCGUGGCAUUAGAUGCCACACCUUGCUCCAUGCCACGGACGGGCUCGACGCCGCGCGAGACAACAAAGCUGCCUACCGAUCGCCCGGAAGAGUCCGCGGAGAGCGCGGACGACGAGAUUAAUGAACUGAAUCAUCAUACGAACGCGAUUGAAUUCCACGGCAGUACUUCAUCUGCAGCCGCCAUCGGCCAUUUAAAGAAGGCGCGAGAGCCAAAAACUCAUGAGGAAUCUUAUCCUCGCCCAGCAGACUUUUCAUUGAUCUCGACGCUGCAUAACCCCAGCUUCUCUCCAUCCACCACUGGCCCUAGCCAAUUAACUUCCAUUGAGCAGCAGAAUUAUUAUUUUGAUCAGGCGCAUAUUUUCAUGAAUGGUUAUUUUGAGAAUAUCCAUUUCAUCCACCCGUUUAUCGACAAGGAGGAUUUCCAAGCGCGCGCCAGCGACUUAUGGUUAAAUCGUUCCCGUACCCCCGAACCCAGCUUCGUCGCAUUGUAUUUGAGUAUCCUGUCUUUUGGAUCGCUGGUACGAGUAUGGGACGAAGAUACUCUUGCCGGCUUGGGUCGCUUUGAAUGGAGUCGGAAGCUUUUCGGCGAAGCCCAAGCAUAUCUGAAUCACUUGCGCUUCUCAAAUGAUCUUGAAACUGUUCAAUGUCUCUAUUUAAUGGCCAAAAUCUGUCAAAAUGAACUCAACCCCAAUCUGGCUUAUAUGUAUCUUGGACUGGCGGUGCGCACUUGUCUAUCUGCUGGCUUUAACCGAGAGGUCCGGGGCCCUAAUGAUCAACGUUCGAGCUGGAUCUCGAAAACUUGGUGGGGCCUAUUUUCACUUGAAAUAGAAAUGAGCUUUUCAGUCGGACGACCAGACACGUUGGGUAUGGAUGAAUACCAUAAUCGAGCUCUCCCACCCCGAGAUGACUCCGAGUAUGCCAUCAUACCGUGGAUGAUAGAUUUCGCCCAGAUUGUCCGACGGGUUUCCGUCCAGAUCUACCAUUCGCGUAUCACACUUCAGGAGAAGCUCCAGCUGGCUCUCCAGAUCGAAAUCGAGAUGGAUCGGUGGCUCGCACGUUUACCAGAAAAAUUAAGGCCAGAUAUUGGUACUUAUAAGUCGCCACGAAGCGCUCUUCGCGAUCCAAAGUGGGCAAGAAGACAACGGCUUGUACUGGGGAUUCGAUACUAUAAUGUGAAGAUGUUAUUGUUCCGGCCAUUCUUAAGCCAUUUCACCCGCAAGCUUCGACAUCCUCCAAGUGAAUUGGAGGAGACAAUCGCCAAAUGUCUGGACGCAGCCAUGAAGACGAUCGAGGUGAUACAUGACAUCUACCGAGUGCACGAAUUUUUCAGAUGCUGGUGGUACAAUACCACAUAUGUGAUGUUUGCGACAUCAACCCUUCUUCUCCCAAUGUCAAAACUCGGCAUGUGCGAGGAUACGAUGCCCCUGCUUCGCUCCGUAGAAAUGGGAGUUGAGAUCCUAGAAGCUAUGGAAGAGUCCGUUGUAGCACGGAAAUCGGUGGAAAUUAUUCGACAGUACCUACGAGAAUUCCGCGCCUCUGGCGCUCAGCACAUGGCCACAGGAAAUGGAGAGCAUGGUGAUAUGGCCGCGUCAGGAGAGCCAGGGCCUAGCCAUCCCGGCUUUGAAAUCCCAGAUUGGGCCCACGGCUUCGGUUUUCCAGACUACUCAUUCGAUGGAAUUGCCCGGUUGUUUGAUGAUAUUGGUGGACUACCUAUGCUGGAUGAGAAUAGUGUAUGA